Gamsiella multidivaricata is the source of this 1018-nucleotide messenger RNA. RefSeq lists its product as uncharacterized. The annotation marks the transcript as partial. The record is from RefSeq and is a predicted model, not a curated record. Lineage: Eukaryota; Fungi; Mortierellomycota; Mortierellomycetes; Mortierellales; Mortierellaceae. The transcript has 2 exons.
CCAUUUGAUUGCUCCAGAAUCUCGGGGAACUCUACCCUGAGCCCCAUUCAAAGGUGAAAUACAAGGAUAGGAAAGUUCCUACCGGGGACUUUUUCUGAUUGGUCAGACUUGUUACAUUAGAUCUUUCAAAAGUUCCUGAAAAUGUUACCGACUUUGACCAUGCACGCCGCACUAUGCAUGCAUCCAUCACUAGAAAAAAAAAAACAUGAAAAAGAGGCGUCUCCUCUUUCUUUUUUCUCACCUACCCACCAUUCUUAACACCUCGCACGAUGCCAAAAUACACUGCUAAACAACAUCUCAUUAACAAGUAUGAGAGAGAGUUUGCCGAUGCUGCUAUCGCUAUCGUGCAGACCCCGAAGGAGAGGAGGCUUGUUCGAUUACAAAUGCUAGAAGCAACUGUCGAGAUUUUGAAGUUCCUUCAUGGGAAUAGAUAUGUACACCCUAGAACUCAGGUACCGUCAUCUACGGACUUAAGGGAUCGUGUCCUCAACGCAUACAAUGAUGUCAGAUUCAAGGGCAUCAUGCGUCUCACCAAAGACCAGUUCCAGAGGAUCGCAUUGAUGCUCAGCAGAAGCGGCCAUUUCAGACGUGGAGACGAACAUGUACCCUUGGAGGACAUCAUUAUCCAGUUGAAGGUUGCGCUCCUCCGCCUUGGUUCAGAAGGGAUCUCCGUUCUGAUGACAGCGUGGGUUACAGGUGUCAGUGUCGGCUCAGUUACAGCGUAUACAUGGAGAUGUAUCAAUGCACUGGACGAGCUAUUUCAGCGCUAUGUCGUGUGGCCAGACAAUGCGCGCAAGGCUGUAAUCAAGGACUGGUAUAAACGCGAGCACGGCUUUGCUGAAUGCAUUGGUGCUGUCGACGGUGUCCCUUUCCCUCUUGCCGUGGGUCCGUCGUGGGAGACUAACGCGUGGAUAACAAGAAAGUGCGACUACGCCAUGGGAGCCACUGCUGUUUGCGACCAUUUGGGACGAUUUAUUUACUUUGCAACUGGCUACGUCGGAUCAACCCAUGAUGCCCU